AUGAGCACAGCACGUGAGGCAAAUGAUCAACUUUGGAUUAUGCCAUUUUUGGGACAGCUGACAGACGAUUGUCGAGAUUUCAAUGAUGACAUAACAUCAAAUUCAGUCACUCCAUUUACAUAUUAUGCAUCAUUAGUGCAACGUAAAGAUCCGCUCGCUAAUAGUUUACUCAAUCCAUUCUAUACAUUUCUCAAUCAUUGCUCAGAUAUAUAUUUGUCAAGUCAUCGAGAUAGUCAAACGGGUGCAUUUCUUGGCCGCCGUAUUGCUCGUACGUUGCGAUCAGUUAAGAUCACUGGUGAAGAAAGAUCAUUUGUUCAAUUUCUUAAUAUUUUCUGUGCAGACAACCGAACUUUGCACAAUUACUUUAACAAUAAAUUGCUUAAGCAAUUUCCAUUUGUUAGUGAUCCUGAAAAAACUUUCUUCAGACUAUUAGAUGUUUCGAGUGUAAAAUACGCGCGAACAAACCGAAAACUAGAAACAUACGCAUUUGAAAACUUAAUAAAAAUCGAGGAUGCAUUAAAUAUUUUUCCUGUACAUACUCAAGAUGAUUCCAUCCUAGAGGAAACUCUAUUAAUGUCAGCAAUGAAUUAUAGUGUGCAAAUUGGUGGUAAACGUUUGAGACCACUACUGAUGUUUAUGGUUGCUGACUUAUAUGAAAUUGAAUUAAAUCGAAUAUUACCAUUAGCACGUGGUAUCGAAUACCUACACACAUCAUCACUGAUUUUCGAUGAUCUACCCGCUAGAGAUAACAGUGAUUUACGACGAGGUCAAGCAGCUCUUCAUAAAACGACAAUUAAUAACGACAUAUCAUACAAUUUAUGCGAAGGCCGAGCUCAAUUGGCUGCUGUUGAUCUCAUUGCAAUUAGUAUGGGUCUAAUUAAUGGUGGUCUUAUAAGAAAUGGUUUUUCAUUUGAAUCCGUUAAUCGAGUUGUUGGUGAAAUUUCUUUAUUAAUGCAUGAUCUUUGUAUAGGACAAAUGAUGGAUUUACGUGCGGCACGUGUUGGUAUUGAAGAAGACAGUAAAAAGAUUGAUAAACUUGAUCGUAUUGCAUGGUUUAAGACGGGAAAGACCAUUGAGGUAGUCAUGAUCUUGCCAGUUCUUCUUGCUAAAUCACCAUCAGAUGAGCAAGCUCUCGAAUUAUCGCGUAUCCGAAAAUUAAGCCAGCUUAUGGGAAUUAUGUUUCAAAUGCGAGAUGAUUUAUUAGAUGUUGAAGAAGGUGCUGCUAUCGGGAAACCAGCAGCACUCGACAUAAAAAAGAAUACAGUUACAUAUGUCUCAUUAAUCGGUAUCGAUGGCACUCGUGAACGUCUUCAACAGUUCUUAGCGCAAUCAUUACAACUAGUGGAUGAAUGCUGGCCAAAAGGGUCGGCAACAAUCAAAGACGUUAUUCAAUAUUUUGUAACACGUAAAACUUGA
Molecule: messenger RNA, 1416 nt
Organism: Rotaria socialis
Lineage: Eukaryota; Metazoa; Rotifera; Eurotatoria; Philodinida; Philodinidae
Source: the annotation of a GenBank genome assembly